CCAUUCGGAGGAAGGAGAACGGCUGGUACGAUGAGGAGCACCCGCUCGUCUUUCUGUUCCUGGGAUCCUCUGGAAUAGGUAAAACGGAGCUGGCCAAGCAGACAGCCAAGUACCUUCAUAAGGAUGUCAAAAAGGGCUUCAUCAGGCUGGACAUGUCGGAGUUCCAGGAGAGGCAUGAGGUUGCCAAGUUCAUCGGCUCUCCCCCGGGCUACGUGGGCCACGAGGAGGGUGGGCAGCUCACCAAGAAGCUGAGGCAGUGCCCGAACGCCGUGGUGCUCUUCGACGAGGUUGACAAAGCCCACCCAGACGUCCUCACCAUCAUGCUCCAGCUCUUCGAUGAGGGCAGGCUGACGGAUGGGAAGGGGAAGACCAUUGACUGCAAAGAUGCCAUCUUCAUCAUGACCUCCAACGUGGCCAGCGAGGAGAUCGCCCAGCACGCCCUGCAGCUGCGGCAGGAGGCCCUGGAGAUGAGCAAGAAGAGGAUUGCAGAAAACCUGGAGGAUGUCCAGAUGACUGACAAGAUCACCAUCUCCAAACAGUUCAAGGAAAAGGUCAUUCGCCCCAUCCUGAAGGCUCACUUCAAACGUGACGAGUUCCUGGGCAGGAUCAAUGAGAUUGUCUAUUUUCUGCCCUUCUGCCACUCGGAGCUCAUCCAACUCGUCAACAAGGAGCUGAACUUCUGGGCCAGGAAGGCCAAGGCAAGGCACAACAUCACCCUGCUCUGGGACAGGGAGGUCAUGGACGUGUUGGCUGAUGGCUACAACCUGCACUAUGGAGCCCGCUCCAUCAAACACGAGGUCGAGCGGCGCGUGGUGAACCAACUGGCUGCUGCCUACGAGCAGGACCUGCUGCCCCAGGGCUGCACCCUCAGGAUCGUGGUGGAGGACUCGGACAAGCAGCUCCUCAAGACCAAGGAGAGCUCAUCCCCAGGAGCAGAACCAGGCAAGGUCCCCACCCUGCGCCUGGAGAUCGUGGAGAAGGACAGCAGAGCCCGCAAGCUGGACAUCCAGGCUCCCCUCAGCCCCGAGAACAUCACCUACUUCCUGUAG
Molecule: messenger RNA, 1049 nt
Organism: Nestor notabilis (Kea)
Lineage: Eukaryota; Metazoa; Chordata; Aves; Psittaciformes; Psittacidae
Gene: CLPB
Product: ClpB caseinolytic peptidase B homolog (E. coli)
Exons: 9
Biological process (GO): cellular response to heat
Cellular component (GO): cytoplasm; mitochondrion
Molecular function (GO): ATP hydrolysis activity; ATP binding
Source: RefSeq, a predicted model, not a curated record